AUGAAAUUAUCAUUCAUAGUUAAAUGGAAGGAUAAUGUUGAGCAUGAAGUGACUCGGGAAGAUAUAAUUCCAUAUAUUGGGAUGAGUCGAGUAUCAAGCGGAGAAUAUGUUGUUACAUCUUUUGUGAGAGAUCAUAAUCACGAGCUUGAACCUCCUAAAAGUAAGCAUAAAUUACCAUCUCAAAGGAGGAUUUUAGUUGCUCAAGCCACGGAGGUUGAAAUGGCAAGUCGAUCUGGUAUUCGUCAGAAGUUAAUUUUUGAACUUCUAAGUCGCCAAGUUGGAGGAAGAGAGAAUGUUGGUUGCACUGCUAAAGAUAUUAGCAAUCAUUUGAGUUCUAAGAGGAUGAAGGAAAUGGAAGAAGGUGAGGCAUACACUAUGCUCCAUUAUUUUAAAUCAAAGCAAACAGAGAAUUCAUCAUUUUUUAAAGAUAUUCAACUUGAUAUUGAUAACCAAAUAACAAAUAAUUUUUGGGCGGAUGUUAAAAUGGUUGCGAAUUAUGAUCAUUUUGGAGAUGUAGUGUAUUUUGAUACUACUUAUCGCACUAAUCGAAAUUUACGACCAUUUUCUCCCUUCGUUGGAUUCAAGCAUCAUCGAGAAAGUGUCUUAUUUGCUGCUGCGUUGUUGUACGAUGAAACAACUGAAUCAUUUGGGUGGUUGUUUAGAACUUUUCUUAAGGUUGUUUGUGGUAAAAAGCCGAAGACUAUUUUCACAGAUCAAGAUCCUGCAACGGGUAAGGCAAUUUCAGAGGUUUUUCUGGAAUCAUAUCAUCGUUUAUGUGUGUGGCAUUUAUUACAAAAUGCACUAAAAAAUGUUAAUCAUGCCUUCAAAAGAUCAAAUUCUUUUGCUAAAGAGUUGCGAAGUUGUAUUUAUGAAUGUCAAUAUGAGAAUGAUUUUAUUAAUGCUUGGGAGUCAUUACUUGAAAGACACAACCUUCAUCAAAAUAAAUGGAUGCAAGAUUUCUUCAAGAAGAAAGAAAAAUGGGCUUUAGUAUAUGGAAGACACAGUUUUUCUGCUGGUGCUACAACAACACAAUUAAGCGAGAGUUUUAAUGGUCAUUUCAGGCUUUACAUGAAGCCCACCUUCAAUAUAUUAGAAUUUUUCAGGAACUUUGAUAGGUUGCUAGAAGACAUGUGA
This is a messenger RNA of Vicia villosa (hairy vetch), 1134 nucleotides long. RefSeq names its product protein FAR1-RELATED SEQUENCE 5-like. The transcript is spliced from 2 exons. Gene Ontology annotation, biological process: regulation of DNA-templated transcription. The coding region runs from base 1 to 1134 and encodes 377 amino acids. NCBI's taxonomy places the organism in Eukaryota, Viridiplantae, Streptophyta, Magnoliopsida, Fabales, Fabaceae. The record is from RefSeq and is a predicted model, not a curated record.